Amaranthus tricolor (Joseph's coat) is the source of this 2545-nucleotide messenger RNA. RefSeq names its product mechanosensitive ion channel protein 2, chloroplastic-like. The transcript has 14 exons. Bases 419 to 2311 code for a protein of 630 amino acids. Gene Ontology annotation, biological process: transmembrane transport. NCBI's taxonomy places the organism in Eukaryota, Viridiplantae, Streptophyta, Magnoliopsida, Caryophyllales, Amaranthaceae. Gene Ontology annotation, cellular component: membrane. The record is from RefSeq and is a predicted model, not a curated record.
UUCAUGAAUUAUCCGAAUAAUUGGAACUGUUUUCACUUUUUCUUUCCGCUUCAACUUGCAACUACAGAAACCACAAGAAAAAGCGAAUUUUCUACUGUUGAUUUGGAUUUGAUUGAACAGAGUUCUUAGUUUUCUUCUUCAAACUCUUCAAGUUAGUUAAUUUCCUUCUCUCUAUUGUUUCAAUCUCUUUUAGUUUUUUGAUUGCUGAGCUGAAAUCUGGUAUUAUUGCAGCUAAUUUGUAAAUGUGUUGAUUAUGAUCAAUUAUCUUCGAGUAUUGUGAUAUUGUAAUACUACAAUUCAUAUGCAACUUUCACUUUGCUGUCUUUCUAGAUGUAUUGGGUAUUCUGUUAAAGUUGGAGCUGAAAUUUUACAGUCUUGAUAAGGUUCUACAAGGGUGUCUGAUAAAGUUUUUGAAACAAUGGUGGUUGCUUCUUCUUUGCACUUUUCGUAUGAAUUUCGAAUUUAUGGUUCUUGUGGACUUCCAUGCCAGUCAAAGCCUAUAAUGCAAAAUAUUCGAUUUCGUUUUCCCAGUUCUGCUAUUUCAGCAAAUGAUGUGGCAAAGGAUGCUUGGAAUCUCCAUUUUUUAAGCACAGCAGUCAAUAAGAUAAGCUCUGCCUCCUCCAAACAUAGGGUGUUUCUGUGCAGAUCCAUUCUUUUUCCUAAUGGAGUAAAUUGGGGUCCUUCAAUGCAAGAAGCUCCUGUUGUUUUGAAGAGGUUUUAUGACAUAUUAUCUUCAAAAUCGGUUCUGUAUCAGUUGAUCCCAGCCAUUGGUGUCGUUGCUUUAGGAUUUGGACUUCUACCGCUUUUGCGUCUUGGCUGGAGUGUUUUUAUUCAAAAUAAUGGCGGUAAUUGGAAAAGGAGCAGUACUUAUAUUUUUGCGACAUCAUAUGUUCAACCUUUGAUACUAUGGACUGGAGCUUUGCUUAUUUGCAGAUCAUUAGAUCCUAUAAUUUUACCUUCGGAAGCAAGCCAGGCUGUUAAGCAGCGACUUCUGCAUUUUGUGCGAUCGUUUUCCACUGUGAUAGCCUUUUCGUAUUGUGUAUCUUGCUUGAUUCAACAAGUGCAGAAGUACUUUGUGGAAGCAAGUGAUGCUAAUGACUCGAGAAAUAUGGGCUUUCAAUUUGCUGGGAAGGCUAUCUAUACUGCUGUAUGGGUGGCGUCAGUUUCAUUGUUCAUGGAAUUGUUGGGCUUUUCUACCCAGAAGUGGCUAACUGCUGGGGGUCUUGGAACAGUGUUGCUCACCCUUGCUGGGCGUGAGAUAUUCAUAAACUUCCUGUCAAGUGUCAUGAUCCAUGCAACACGACCAUUCAUUCCGAAUGAAUGGAUUCAAACGAAGAUUGAAGGCUAUGAAGUUUCUGGUACAGUUGAGCAUGUAGGUUGGUGGUCCCCAACAAUUAUCAGAGGAGAUGAACGUGAAGCAGUUUAUAUCCCAAACCACAAAUUCACAGUUAGUGUUGUGCGAAAUCUAACCCAAAAGACACAUUGGCGUAUUAAGACCCAUAUUGCUAUUAGUCAUCUGGAUGUCAACAAAAUCAAUAAUAUUGUUGCUGACAUGCGGAAGGUUUUGGCUAAAAAUCCCCAAGUAGAGCAACAGAAGUUGCAUAGGAGAGUUUUCCUGGACAACAUCAAUCAUGAAAAUCAGGCUCUUCUGAUAAUGAUUUCCUGCUUUGUGAAGACUUCUCGCUUUGAGGAGUACCUUUGUGUUAAGGAAGCGAUACUCUUGGACCUUCUUAGAGUAAUCAGCCAUCACCGUGCUAGACUUGCUACACCUAUUCGAACCAUACGAAAAGUUUACACAGAAGGGAAUGUUGACAAUGUUCCAUUUUCAGAAACUAUCUAUGAUGGCUCCAGAGCUGUAACUAAUCACCCUUUCUUACUAAUUGAACCUUCUUACAAAAUAAACAGCGACAAUAAAACCAAAUCUGCAACCCGUAAGGAUGAGAAGUCUGAUUUAACCCCAAAAUCUGACCCCAAGGUGGAUGCCAAAAAUGAUGAUCAAGACAAUUUAGAAGCCACUGGUAGUGGAGUUUCAGAAACGGAUCUUUAUGUUUCAAAGAAAGAUGAUGAAAGCCAAGCCACCUCAUCAGUAACUCGAACUGCUUUAGAUGAAAAUAUUGUUCUUGGUGUUGCAUUAGAGGGCUCCAAACGAACUCUUCCCAUAGAAGAAGAAAGUUCACCAUCACCGCCUUCCUCUGGGGAGUCGAAGGAAUUGGUCGGAAGUCCAUCAGGUGCAGAGGACAAGAAAGACGAUCAAGUAUCGCCAGUUUCUAGUUUUAAUACAGCUGAUAAUCGUGAGAAAAAGAGUGGAUAAACAUGGUAACAGUCCAAAUAACUCCGCAGGAGUUGCGAGAAUGCCGCUGUUUUUUCUGAAGGCUGGCACAUUGCGGGGUUCACCUAUCUUCCACAAAGUGUUGUAUAUUUCAAAUGAUAGAGUUUGUAUGUUUUAGUGUUAGAGAUGUAAAGAAAUAUAGUUUAUGUACAUGUGGCCAAUUUGUAAUGCACAUUAUUCUUCCAUUCACAAGUCAAUGCCUAUAGGAAUUGCUCA